This is a messenger RNA of Hibiscus syriacus, 532 nucleotides long. RefSeq names its product peptidyl-prolyl cis-trans isomerase FKBP15-2-like. Gene Ontology annotation, biological process: protein peptidyl-prolyl isomerization. NCBI's taxonomy places the organism in Eukaryota, Viridiplantae, Streptophyta, Magnoliopsida, Malvales, Malvaceae. Gene Ontology annotation, molecular function: peptidyl-prolyl cis-trans isomerase activity. The record is from RefSeq and is a predicted model, not a curated record. The annotation marks the transcript as partial. The transcript has 3 exons.
UGUGUGUUUCUUUUCCACAGUACAAAGCCGCUAUCAUGUGAAUUUCAAGCUCAUAAAGGUGAUAGAGUAAAAAUACGCUAUCGGGGGAAGCUCACUGAUGGAACGGUCUUUGAUACCAAUUUUGAUAGGGGUGAUCCCAUGGAAUUUGAGCUUGGUAGCGGACAAGUAAUAGAAGGAUGGGACCAGGGACUGCUGGGGGUGUGCGUUGGUGAGAGGCGCAAGUUGAAAAUACCAGCAAAGCUUGGAUUUGGUGAAAACCCCCGACCCAGCAUCCCAGGUGGAGCAACGCUAAUAUUUGAAACACAGCUUGUUUCAGUGAAUGAGAAACCAUCGAGUGGUGGGGAUACAACUGACGAUGCGUCAUUAGCAGAUUGGCGAUAGCUUCUUCUUAUUUUAGUAUUUUGGGGCUAGGAUUUACUAAAUAUUUUCAUAAGUUGGAGAAAACACUUAGUUGGAGAUGAGUUGAAUUUAAAUGACCGAUUAGGAUAAUAACAGAAGAUGGUGGCCAUUUUGACAAGCCUCAAUUUCAAUC